Molecule: messenger RNA, 1909 nt
Organism: Miniopterus natalensis
Lineage: Eukaryota; Metazoa; Chordata; Mammalia; Chiroptera; Miniopteridae
Gene: GRPEL1
Product: GrpE like 1, mitochondrial
Biological process (GO): protein import into mitochondrial matrix; protein folding
Cellular component (GO): PAM complex, Tim23 associated import motor
Molecular function (GO): protein homodimerization activity; adenyl-nucleotide exchange factor activity; protein-folding chaperone binding
Source: RefSeq, a predicted model, not a curated record
CGGGAGGCAGUCAUGGCGGCGCGGUGCGUGAGGUUGGUGCGGCGCGGCCUCCCGGCUUUGGCGCUGUCUCUCAGGCCCGCUCCCCGGCUGUUGUGCACAGCUGCGAAACAGAAGAACGGCCAGAACCCAGAAGACGACGGACACAGUGAGCAGCAGACAGACGCUCCCUCUGCAGAGAAGACACUCAUGGGGGAGAAGGUCAAGUUAGAAGAGCAGCUGAAGGACACUAUGGAAAAAUACAAGCGAGCUUUGGCAGAUACUGAGAACUUGCGGCAGAGGACCCAGAAGUUGGUGGAGGAGGCAAAGUUAUAUGGCAUCCAGGGCUUCUGCAAGGACUUGUUGGAGGUUGCAGACAUCUUGGAGAAGGCCACACAGUGUGUUCCCAAAGAAGAGAUCACAGAUGACAACCCCCACCUGAAGAGCCUCUACGAGGGGCUUGUGAUGACCGAGGUGCAGAUCCAGAAGGUGUUCACAAAGCAUGGCCUGCUCCGGCUGGACCCCGUGGGUGCCAAGUUUGACCCCUACGAGCACGAGGCCUUGUUCCACACACCCAUGGAGGGGAAGGAGCCAGGCACGGUAGCGCUGGUGAACAAAGUGGGCUACAAGCUGCACGGGCGCACCCUGCGGCCUGCCCUGGUGGGGGUGGUGAAGGGAGCAUAGCUUCCCUGGGUGUGGGGGUGGUUCUGGGUAAUCACUGGCUGUAGCUCUUAAAGGGCUGGUUCAUCCGUCUCAUCUGUGAUACUCCUGACCCUUCCCAAACCUUGUUGGAAAGCUUUAGUAACCAGCGGCUACAGAGAAUAGGCUGGUAGCACAGCUACGGUGCUGGACUCUAAUUUGGGAGCCUGUUUGUUGAUUUUCAAUACACCUUUAAUAGCCCACAUGCUACAGAACAGGCCGACAGGACCCAUUGGGCCCUAGAGUAUCAUGAAUAACGCUACAUUGCUCAAAGUCUGAUGACAUCCAAGUAUUUUAAAUGAAUAAAAGGUCUUCAGGAAUCAUGCUGUUUGGCUAGUGGGCCACCCGUCUGCCCUGUGCGUCUCUGCUUCUCACUUCAGCGCGAGAUCAGGAAUCCUCUGCCCUCUACAUCUCAGUCAGUGAAGGAAGGCAGGACUUUAAGCUUUGUUUUUGCUCAGAAAAGUUGUAUGUCCUUGGUGAACAUAGGUGAGUUCAUCUAUAGUUAUCCUCUAGCUGCUAAAAGUGGCUAAUGUGUGGCUUUUCUUUGGGUGUGAAAUGAACAUAGGUACCUUCACAGUUCUCACCAUCUUGCCAGUAACCAAGGUUGACAAAAUCAGUUACUCUUGUCUUAUUUUGUUCAUCUAUUUUUAGAAAUGCUUAUAUUCAGCUAGGUACUGAUCACCUGGAGGUGUGUCCCUAGUAAGAUGGUCUUUCUCAGAAUCUGAGGACUGCGUGCUUGGUACAUUUUAAAUGUUAAUGUUUAGUUUUUAAAUUUUAUUUAAGAGGAUUAAAGCCUAAUGUUUAUUUUCCUACUUUCUGAUAAGUAUUUUGUGUACUUGGUUGAGAUCCUUACUUAGGACGGAGUGACCUAGCUUUCUGUUCUCUGCUCAAGUUCUGAAACUGUGUACCUAACACACACACACAGACACAUGCUCGCUUCCUUCCAGUGCGCUGCAGGCUGGCAUGUGACUGGCCUGCUCAGGGUGGGCAUGGAUGCUACGGACUGUGAUGGGGACCACAAACACUCAGGGGCUGCAGCAAGAACAGAGUCUGCAAAGGCUGGCCUGGGACUCGCCAUAGGAUCCUCUAUAUCUGUUAUAAACAAAAAAACUGCCUACUGCAUUUGUUUCUAAUGGGGUACAUAAAAAAUUAGCAGCUGUGAUUUUACUUUGCUUAUAAUUUUGAAAGAUGUAAUACUCCCAUAAUUAAAAUUUCAAUUUAUACAGUUUCAAAA